AUGACAGAAAAAGCAAGUGCAGAUGAUUUUCAAGUUCGGGAUUUUCUCAAAAAGAAGAAGAGAAAACACAAAGAAUACAAUAAGAAACAUGAAAACGAUGAAAAAGAAAGUACACAAAAUGCAGAGCUUAGCCCUGCUUCUCCACUGCUGUUUGAAGAUCGAGCAGCACGGAGUGGUGAAGGCUGUAAAAAGAAGAAAAAACCCAAAACCAACGGGGAGAAGCAACAGUCUUCAGUAGAUAAUUCUUGUGUAGGACUGGAACAUGAAAUUAGUAAUGAAACUGGAGCGGAUACUUCCCAAAAGAAAAAGAAAAAAAGGAAGCGGAAGUAUAACGAUAGUACAGGUGAGCAAAGCGAUGUAACUUGUGUCACAGUAAAUCAGCAUGGCAGUGGUAGUUGUGAAGAGAUCGAUGCUGAUUACGUUUAUUUAAAACAAUCUGUUAAGAAGAAAAGAAAACAGAAAUUGUCUGAAGAGGAUGAGGUACACGAGCUGCCUACCUCAGAAACAUACGAUAAAAAUGACAAUAGAAGAUCAAAAAAGAAAAAGAAGAAGAAAAGAGGCCGUAGUACCCAAGAUAUGCAGGAAGACGCAGAUGUAACCGUUGGCCAGUCACUGUUGUCAUCUCCAGAGCAAAACAGGCAAGAGGAAGACACAUUCUUGCCCUCACCUGCAGAAGAGGGUGGUGUGGCAACGCCCCAGCGAUGGCAUGAAGAUGGCGACUGUGAUGCUUCUCCUGCCGUGAGUGAAGAUUCUAUGGAUGUACCUGCUAAUUUUUCCAAGCUGAAUAAAACAGCUGAUCAAUCUCCUCGAAAAACUCCAGUGCAUGCUAGAAAGGAAAAAAAAAGCAGCGCUUUUGUCAUGGAAGAAAGCUCUUCAGAAUCUGAUGUAAUGACACCGGAACCCUCGGCAUCAAACAGAAAUGAGGACCAGAAUAGUUCCUUUACUGAAAUGGCAGCCUCUGAUGAGCUUAGUCUGGAUGACGAAGAGUGCCUGGACUCUACUAUGUGUUCAGUCAUGGAUUUGGAUACUGCAAAACAAGAAUUGGAAGAGUUUAUUCCUCAUGUGAGGAAUAUAUCGGACAGUUCAAUCAGGAAGAUGGCUGGAAGAGACUUAGUGAGGUUUAAGCAGUUUAAAAAACAAGGUAUUGCUGUCAAGUUUGGCAGAUUUUCCCAGAAGGAAAAUAAUCAAAUCCGGAAAAAUGUUGAAGAGUUCUUAUCGAUUACUGGAAUAGACAGUGCUGAAAAACUCCUGUUUACCUCGAGGUAUCCAGAAGACAAAGAAACUAUCAAUCGCCUAAAAGCAGAACAUCUUUUUUGUGAAAAACUUUCUGAGGGCAUACCACGACCCUGGAGGCUGAUAUAUUAUCGAGCAAGGAAGAUGUUUGACCCAAAUAAUUAUAAAGGGAGGUACACUAAGGAAGAAAAAGAAAAGUUAAAGAAGUAUCAUGCUCUGCAUGGCAAUGAUUGGAAGAAGAUUUCUGAGAUGAUGUCCCGUUCUAAUCUCUCAGUUGCUAUGAAAUACUCUGAAAUCAAGUCAGCUAUUAAUUACGGUCCUUGGUCAAAGGAAGAGACCCAGAAGUUAAUGCAUGCAGUGGAGGAGGUGAUGAGGAAAAGAAUGGAAAUGGAAGAUGCCAAUUCUCUUUCAUCGUCGGAAAAGUCACAUAGAGAUCUCUUGAUUGACCGUGAGAAACUGUACCAGAAAUUACCAUGGACUGAGAUUGAAGCUAAAGUGGGAACUCGAUAUUGGAGACAAUGUAAACAGAAAUGGACUACAAUUUUAACAAGCAAGAUGACCAAAGGGCAGCAGUUAUAUAGGGGGACCAAAGGAUUACAGGCCAAGAUCAACCUUAUUAAAAGAUUGUAUGAAAUGAAAGCGGAGGAUGCUAAUGAAGUAAACUGGGAAGAACUCAGUAAUGCUAUUGGAGAUGUCCCUAGAGCCUAUGUUCAAGCAAAAUUUUAUAAGCUAAAAGUCACCUGUGUCCCUUUUUGGCAAAAAAAGACUUUUUCUGAAAUUGUUGAUUAUCUUUUUGAAGAGAAACUUCCAGAACUUGAAGAAAAGUUAGAAAAAAGGAAAGGGAAACAGCUCAGUUCUGACAAUUUCACAGCCAAGCAACAGAAGAAGGCUUUCCGACUCAGUGACAUUUUUGACUCCAGUGAAGAGAGCGAUUAA
Messenger RNA from Nipponia nippon (crested ibis), 2169 nucleotides. The record is from RefSeq and is a predicted model, not a curated record. Lineage: Eukaryota; Metazoa; Chordata; Aves; Pelecaniformes; Threskiornithidae.